Molecule: messenger RNA, 1044 nt
Organism: Clarias gariepinus (North African catfish)
Lineage: Eukaryota; Metazoa; Chordata; Actinopteri; Siluriformes; Clariidae
Gene: tmem179bb
Product: transmembrane protein 179Bb
Exons: 5
Coding region: 122-796 (224 amino acids)
Source: RefSeq, a predicted model, not a curated record
AGAAUGACAUUGUCGCAGGGGAAGUGAAAUAGGCUUGCGUUAAAGAAACCCAUGUUCCAAAUCACAGUACUCAUUUUCUCCCAGACGAAUGUUAGCUAGGUCUCAGUGUGUUUUUGUCUGAAUGACAGAGCAUGUGGAGAUGAUGGGGCUGCCAUGGUUGCUGGCACUUGAACUUGUGCUGCAUGCGGGAUCGUUCAUGUGUGGAGUGAUAACAGCUGCCUCGGUCACCAUCACACAGCGUCACUUUGCAGGACAGUGUAUCCUCUAUGGCAGUAUAUCGUUCAACACCACUGACCAGUCCUUGACAGUAGAAAGUUCCAGUUCUCCCUCAGUCUGCUAUUUUGUGUCAGCGAUUUCAGUGUGUGUGGCCAUUUAUUGCUUCUCCCUCAUCCUUUACUGGAUCUAUGCAAGCUGUGUGGAUGAUUAUGUAAAAAGGAGAAGUGUGGGUCUUAACGUGUCCCUAGGGCUGUGUGGAUUCCUCCUACUUUUUCUCUUGGUGUCAGGGUGUAUUCUGAAGAUUGGUAGAGACAGCCUAUGUCUCUCUGUCCUUUACAACAACUCCUUCAUCAGCAGUUGUAAGGAAGCACAGAAUAUGACAUGGUCGAGUCCCUACGAAGGGAGCGAAUUUUACACCAAACUGCACAGUGCUGAGAAAUCCGUGUGGGUGAGCUUCUUCUUCUGGCUGUUGGUUUUGGCAAUUGUGGUGGUGCAGAGACACCAGGCUCUUAAUGAGGAGCGCCAAUGGAGCUGUGAUGAGACUGAGCCCUUCCUCCGCCGUCCAGCUCGAAUCCUAUGAACUCCACCACAAAACCCAGAAGUUGGGAAAAUUGAGUUGGCUGAAUCCCCACCCUCAGUCAAACAUAAGGAAAUGGUUGCUCGAAAGGCCUAUUUAUAUAUUUUUUCAAAAGAUCUGUUAGUGAUCACAGAUCUAGUUAUAAGAUAGAAAGUAUUUAUAGUUUAAAAACUAAGUAAUGAAUAUUUGAUUAACAUUUUGGUAGGCACACUGUAUCAUCAAUAUUUUCCAGUCAACCCUAAAUUGAGCCU